Molecule: messenger RNA, 997 nt
Organism: Centropristis striata (black sea bass)
Lineage: Eukaryota; Metazoa; Chordata; Actinopteri; Perciformes; Serranidae
Gene: tpgs2
Product: tubulin polyglutamylase complex subunit 2
Exons: 7
Coding region: 116-997 (293 amino acids)
Biological process (GO): protein polyglutamylation
Source: RefSeq, a predicted model, not a curated record
UGCAUUGGUCGCUUCCUGUGUGUGUUGUAAGCUGGAGACGGUGAAGGAUACAGGGCAGAUAUAUGCAGAGGAUGCUUUUAAGGAUUUGUACAUAUUUGUGAAUGCGGUUUUCCAAAUGGAAGAGACAAAAGAGAGCUUAGCAUUCAAAGGUGUUGCCGAGAGGUUGACGCUUGGCAUUACUCGAAUACUCGAGAACAUGCCUGGUGUGGUCGAUGUGCGUUUUGUGGAGAGGGAGCCUGCAGAGAAGAGGAGCUUGCUGUCAUGGGAGCAGAAAAACACUUGUAUUUUGCCAGAGGACCUGCGAGAUUUCUAUCUGACAACUGAUGGAUUUACACUAACCUGGAGUGUUAAACUAGACAAUGAGUGUGUUCCCCUAGGGUGCAUGAUGAUUAACAGUGUGGCCAGGCUGUGCCCACUCCUCCAACCAGUAUCAUUAUUCUCUCUACCCAAUGCACCCUCGCUGGCUGACCUGGACUGGGAGGAGAACAACACAGAAAGCGGGAUGGGGCACGCUCCCGCUGCACCCCAUUUUGACUCCCGGAGCCGCAUCUUUGAGCUGGAUUCCUGCAGUGGGAAUGGAAAAGUGUGUCUGGUCUACAAAAACUGCACCCCAGGUGUGGUUGCCCAGCAGAGUGAAAUUUGGUUCCUUGACCGCUCGUUGUGUUGGCAUUUCCUGACAGCUACGUUCACCUCCUACUACCGGCUGAUGAUCACCCACCUGGGUCUGCCUGAGUGGCAGUAUGCCUUCACCCCAUAUGGCCCUAGCCCCCAGGCCAAGCAGUGGGCAUCGCUGUACCAGCCACUGACUUUCAGCAGUGAGCUCAGCUUGGCUGAUCCUGUCGGAGAUUCCCAUCUCAACAAGCUGGAUCCUACAAAGGCCUUCAGAGGCAAAGCUAAGGUACCCGUGCCCAAGAAGAAGCAGUCGACACAGUGCAGCUCAGGGAAUACUGCAAAGAGCCAAGGCAGCACAGGAAGACACAGUGGGGGAAAGCGGUGA